AACCAGGGAAUGGAAAAGGAUAGGAAUGACAGAUUUCCACAGCUUUCUAGCAAUUAUGUUCAACAUGAGCAUAAUAAAGAAACCUUCCAUGGAGGAAUACUGGAAUACUACAAUGAUCAGCCAACGAUCAAACUGGUUCAAACACACAAUGGGUAGAAACCGAUUUCAGAAUAUUCUGAAGUUUCUCCACAUCAACGAUUGCAGACAUGUUGCCGAGAGAAAUCAUCCUGGGUAUGAUCCAUCUGUCAGAUUUCGACCUUUAUUGCACUUCGUCAAUCGACAAUUCAUGCGCUUCAAGGUUCCAAACAGGGAGUUAUGCGUGGACGAGUCUCUUGUACCAACAAAGGGACACAGCGUUCUUCGACAGUACAUCCCAUCAAAGGUCGCGAGGUAUGGGGUCAAGUUUUGGGUACUGUGUGAGUCCUCUACAGGUUACGUGCUUCAGAUGCAAGUUUACAGGGGACGUGAAUUCGACCCAGUUCCACCAGGACAACUCCAAGGAACAAACGUAGUUGUAGAGCUCCUACAAGGAUCGUCACUUCUUCAUAAAGGCUAUCACGUAUUUUGUGAUAGUUUCUUCACGUCCUUGAAUCUUGGACACAGACUUCUCCAACUUAACACAUACUUGACCGGUACGUAUACACUAUAAAGCCUUAUUUUGGUAUUUUUUUCUUGUGCAUGCACCCAUUCUCUGGAACUACACAAUCGAGUACGUAAAUUGUCAAACGUUUCAAGGUAUGGAUGAUCCUUAUAAAGCCAAAACAUUUCUAAGGGAUGCCGGGAGGAACAAAUUUUGGGAGUAUAUGUAUAUUUCAAAUUAAAGUGGAAUAGUGUGAAUGUGGUGUAAUAUGUUUCUAAAGUUGGA
Molecule: messenger RNA, 865 nt
Organism: Pecten maximus
Lineage: Eukaryota; Metazoa; Mollusca; Bivalvia; Pectinida; Pectinidae
Product: piggyBac transposable element-derived protein 4-like
Exons: 2
Coding region: 26-649 (207 amino acids)
Source: RefSeq, a predicted model, not a curated record